Molecule: messenger RNA, 834 nt
Organism: Colletotrichum acutatum
Lineage: Eukaryota; Fungi; Ascomycota; Sordariomycetes; Glomerellales; Glomerellaceae
Product: INO80 complex, subunit Ies4
Exons: 2
Coding region: 1-834 (277 amino acids)
Biological process (GO): chromatin remodeling
Cellular component (GO): Ino80 complex
Source: RefSeq, a predicted model, not a curated record
AUGGCACCUACCGCAUCCGUCAGUCGACGCAAGUCCAAUGGAGGCAAGGGCGGCCUCGUUAUCACCCUUACCGUCGACGCCGAUAAAUUGAAGCGGACCCUUGACCCCGACUAUGUAAAGGAAGACUCGCCCGUCAAGAUGGACGUUGAGGAGACGAAUGGAAACAAGGAGACGCAAGAAGCGCAAGAUUCUCCCGCCACAUCGGCCACCUUGGCAGCUCCUGCCGUCACAAAUGGCGAGACGGCGUCGGACUCAAAUCCCGGCACGCCUGCUGGCGAUGGAACCCCAGCACCUACGUCCAUGGGUCCUCCUACCGAGGGAGUCAAGAAGAAGGGUACCAAGCGUGGUGCUGGUGCUGCCAAUGGCCUCGGCCCUGAUGGUCAGCCCAAGAUCCGCGGCAAGCCUGGCCCCAAGAAGAAGGCGAGACUUGAGGAUGGAACAAUCGACCCGAAUGCCCGUGGUGGCGCUGCUGGACACAAGCUGGGUCCCAAGGCCAACCAAGGUGCCAUCAACGCCGGCUUACGAGCUCUCGACCGAAGCGGCAAGCCCUGCCGCAAAUGGGCGAGGGGCGGUUUCGUCCUCAAGAGCUUCACAGGCAUCGUCUGGGAGGUUCCUCGAUGGACCGCGCCGCCCAAGUUUGUGCCCGAGCCCACCACCGAGGACUCUGCCGCCGCCUCAGCCGAUAGCAGCACCAAGGAGAACAAGGAGAACGAACAAAUUAAGAGCGACGCCAAUAGUGCCGUCAACAGCGGCGCCGACGUCGAGAUGCGGAGCGCGACCGGCAGCGUUCCGGCUAGCUCUCCGGCGCCAAUGGCCAUCUCUGCCGCUUCGUAG